Arabidopsis thaliana (thale cress) is the source of this 1393-nucleotide messenger RNA. RefSeq names its product Putative lysine decarboxylase family protein (gene LOG2). Bases 779 to 1264 code for a protein of 161 amino acids. The transcript has 6 exons. The record is from RefSeq and is marked reviewed. Gene Ontology annotation, molecular function: hydrolase activity; cytokinin riboside 5'-monophosphate phosphoribohydrolase activity. Gene Ontology annotation, biological process: cytokinin biosynthetic process. Gene Ontology annotation, cellular component: cytosol; cytoplasm; nucleus. Lineage: Eukaryota; Viridiplantae; Streptophyta; Magnoliopsida; Brassicales; Brassicaceae.
UUUGUAUACUUCUUCUUCACUUCCCAUAUCUAUCUAUAUAUAAAUAAAAAGUUGAGAAAGUGACAGAACCAAAAAAGAAAGAAAAGAAGGAAAAAGACAGAAAGAGAGAGAGAUAAUGGAAGAGACAAAAUCAAGAUUCAGGAGGAUCUGUGUCUUCUGCGGAAGCAGUUCCGGCAACAAAACCACUUAUCACGACGCUGCUCUCCAACUCGCCCACCAACUGGUUUCUCUUUAUUUCCACAUUUAGUCCUUAUUUAAAUAACUAACUAAUUAAAAUUAGUGCACUAUUAUGUUAGCAGAUUUCGGUUUACUAGUAUUUAGUAUUAUAUGCUAAGUCUUUUCUAUGUUUUUUGCAAUGCAUUUCACCAUUAGCUAAAAAAGGGCUAUACAAGGUUUUUGUGUGAUAUGUAUAGAAGUAGGAACUAUAUAUACAGCUCAUAUAUACAUAAAACGUAUGUCCAUAGUAAUAACGAGCAUAUAUGUAUAAUUAAGUAUCAUAUCAUAUCAUAUCUAUUAAGGUUGAAAUUUAGUAAUUUACUUUCUCAAUGUAACAGAAGCCCACCAUGCUUAAUGUUGUGAUAAAUAAUAUGAAUAAAUCAAUGAACUCCUCUAAUUAACAAUUUAACAUGUAUAUAAUAAAAGUCUAUAGAAUAAAUUGUACUUGUUAUUUAGCAGAAAUAAAAAUAAACUGUACUUGUUUGGUCACUAGUAACACACAUAAAUGUGAAAGGUGGAGAGAAACAUCGAUUUGGUGUAUGGAGGAGGAAGCGUGGGGCUAAUGGGUCUCAUUUCUCAAGCUGUUCAUGAUGGUGGUCGUCAUGUUCUUGGGAUCAUUCCGAAGUCUCUAGCACCAAGAGAGAUAACCGGUGAAUCAAUAGGAGAAGUUAUAACAGUAUCGACUAUGCACCAAAGGAAGGCUGAAAUGGGUCGCCAAGCGGAUGCCUUCAUCGCACUUCCUGGUGGAUAUGGGACAUUUGAAGAGUUGUUGGAAGUCAUCACCUGGUCUCAGCUUGGGAUUCACACUAAACCGGUGGGACUAUUGAACGUGGAUGGAUUCUACGAUUCACUAUUGACGUUUAUAGAUAAGGCAGUGGACGAAGGCUUCGUCUCCUCCACCGCUCGCCGUAUCAUUGUCUCGGCUCCAAACGCUCCUCAAUUACUUCAACUUCUUGAGGAGUAUGUUCCAAAACACGACGAUUUUGUAUCCAAAAUGGUGUGGGACAAUACCACGGAUGCUUUCACUUUGGAAGGCGACUCGUUUUAGAUAUAGUUCAUUUGUAUCUUAGUCUACUUUUAUUUUAUUAUUAAAAAUCUCGUUUUUUAUUGGCCAUUUCAAAUUUUUGAUUUUUGUAUACCAUGUAUUGAGCUUAUAUAACAAUGGAACUUGCCAAAA